This is a messenger RNA of Geodia barretti, 591 nucleotides long. The record is from the annotation of a GenBank genome assembly. NCBI's taxonomy places the organism in Eukaryota, Metazoa, Porifera, Demospongiae, Tetractinellida, Geodiidae.
AUGGCCGACCGGGCCGACGAACUGGACGCGAUACACGAGGUCGAUGUGACCGACCCCGCCGCGGUGCGGGCCAUCGACGGCAUCGAUCAGAUGGACAUCGUGGUGCAGUCCGCCGGCAUCGUUGGACCCAACGUGCCGUUGCUGGAGACGCCCCUGGACGGCUGGGAGCGCACCCUCACCGUGAACGUCACCGGCAUCUUCAACGUGAUGCAGGCCACUCUGGGCGGCAUGGUCGAGCGGGGUUGGGGCCGGGUCGUGAACAUCGCCAGCAUCGCCGGCAAGGAGGGCAACCCGAACCUCAGCGCCUACUCGGCCAGCAAGGGGGCGGUGAUCGCGGUCACCAAGUCGGUAGCCAAGGAGUUGGCCACUACCGGCGUGAUGGUCAACUCGAUCGCGCCGGCGGUGAUCGCCACCCCCAUGAAUCUCGCCACCGCUCCCGAGGUGCUGGACUACAUGCUCUCGAAGAUCCCCAUGGGCCGCCUGGGCCUGCCCGAGGAGGUGGCCGCGCUGGUGGGCUGGCUCUGCUCGGAGGACUGCUCGUUCAGCACCGGCGCCUGCUACGACAUCUCCGGCGGUCGGGCCACGUACUGA